Messenger RNA from Caenorhabditis remanei, 1632 nucleotides. RefSeq lists its product as uncharacterized. The transcript has 8 exons. NCBI's taxonomy places the organism in Eukaryota, Metazoa, Nematoda, Chromadorea, Rhabditida, Rhabditidae. Gene Ontology annotation, cellular component: Cul2-RING ubiquitin ligase complex. Gene Ontology annotation, molecular function: protein binding. The record is from RefSeq and is a predicted model, not a curated record. Bases 1 to 1632 code for a protein of 543 amino acids.
AUGAAUGUGCCUCGCCUUCUGGACCUCUGUGUUCGUCGAGUCAUUUAUUAUAUUUUUGCAGACACCUUACCUCCCACAUCAUGUCAACUAAACCCAGAUUUGAGUAACCGAUUAUUCGAAGAGUACUGUGAGAAUUUUGAUGCAAAAGUAACGAGAAAGAUGAUGAAGGAUGUUUGCUCGAUACUCAAUGUAACUAAAAUGGACUUUACUAAUAGCGGUCCUAACAGAAAAGAACUUCUUUUAUUGCGAAAUAUGAAUUUGGUCUCUCUGGCUUUAGGAAGCUUGACUCAUUUGGGACCGAAUAAAACAGACUCCCACGAACCCUUAAAACUCGAUGCAAUGCUGAAGUUUUGUCUGAAUAAAACAACACUUCAACAGUUACAACACUUGGAUUUGAGUUUAACCGAUAUAAAAUACUUGGAUGGAUGGGUUGAAAGUAUCUCGAAACUUCUACCAUCACUUAUCAGCUUUUCUGUAAGUGGUCGACAAUUGUCCCUCCCAGAAUUCCGAGCGAUUUGCACCUAUUUCCCGAAUCUUCGUUCUCUUGACAUCUCCGAUACAGGACUAACAUCUCUCGAGGGGAUUUCAAACUUAACCAACAUUGAAAUAUUAGCUAUCGGUGGUUUGAGAGAUCUCACUUCGUCGGGUAUGAUCGAGAUUUUUGAACUGAAAAAGAUUCGAGUUUUGAGUUUGUCGAGUAAAAGAAUUUUUGGACACAUACGCCUGUUCAAAAGGUUUCUUCUCUGUGACAAAGUGUUACCAGAACUCAGAUCAAUCGAUUUAUCUGGAACCUCUGUUGAGUUCCAUUUGCUUGAAUCCUUGCUCAAAACUCAUCCGACUAUUGAACAAAUUGGAAUGCUUAGUACCCGUUAUAGUCAGCUCCCGGCGGCUUUUCACGAUGUCCAGAUUCUAUCAUGCCAAAAUUUGACUGCUUUAACCGAGUCAUUGAAACAUUAUUCAUCAUUGAAAGACUAUAGUUCAGUAAAUUACGUUUUGCAUCGGGCAGAAGAUCAGAAGGAGAUGUUUGAAAACUUGGAUAUUUGUCGAGAUCUUGUUGAAUCUUUGAACUUCUUCUAUAGAACAAAACAGUUCAAGAAAUAUCAAUUUGUACUGAAAUUUAUCAUUAAAAUGGUCGAGUAUCAUCCAGAGAACUUUGUGAAAGUUGGAGGAGUCAAUAUCUUUGUGAGACAUUUGAUAAGAUACAGUCAGGUGGAGAGCUUGAAAAUGUUGAAACUAUUGGCUUUAACCGGUAACUCGGAGUUCAUUAGAGAACUUUCAACACCGGAAAAUGUUCGAGGCUUUGUACACUACUUGCAGAAAUGCAAACCGAAACUGAACUACUUCACAAACGUCAAUUCUCUGAGUGAGAAAACAUUUCUAGUCUGCUGUAUUCUCAGUGUAAUCGUUUACUCUAUCGACGAGAAACGUUUCAACUCAAUGUAUUGGAAGAAUAUAGUGAAACUUCUCAAAGAGGUUCUCACUACUCUGGCAGAAGAACCACGUUAUCCAUGUGUUCAUCUUGAAGAAGUUUUCGAAACAUACUUUGAGAAAAGAACGAUGGAUGUGAAGCAGGGAGCAAUUCAGGAUAUCCAGUGUCAUAGAGAUGAGAAAGGGGCUUGUUUUUAUUGUUAA